Messenger RNA from Ctenopharyngodon idella (grass carp), 16096 nucleotides. Its product is annotated as ryanodine receptor 2-like. NCBI's taxonomy places the organism in Eukaryota, Metazoa, Chordata, Actinopteri, Cypriniformes, Xenocyprididae. The coding region runs from base 116 to 15016 and encodes 4966 amino acids. The transcript has 105 exons. Gene Ontology annotation, molecular function: calcium ion binding; ryanodine-sensitive calcium-release channel activity; protein binding. Gene Ontology annotation, biological process: intracellular calcium ion homeostasis; calcium ion transmembrane transport. Gene Ontology annotation, cellular component: calcium channel complex; Z disc; smooth endoplasmic reticulum. The record is from RefSeq and is a predicted model, not a curated record.
AGCCGCCCAAUGAGAGCGCGGCAGGAGACACCCGUUACACCCGCAUCAGAGCCGCCGCCGUCGCCGCCUGAGAGCUUCAUCUGUCCAGCGAGAGGCUCCGAACCCGCGCCGAACCAUGACGGACGGCGAAGCCGAAGAUGAGAUCCAGUUCUUACGGACCGAUGAUGAGGUGGUCCUCCAGUGCUCCGCCACCGUCCAGAAGGAGCAGCAGAAACUCUGUCUGGCCGCCGAGGGCUUCGGGAACAGACUGUGUUUCCUCGAGUCCACGUCCAACUCAAAGAAUGUUCCUCCGGAUCUGUCCAUAUGUACGUUUGUGCUGGAGCAGUCGCUGUCAGUGCGAGCUCUGCAGGAGAUGCUGGCCAACACUGAGGAGCGAGCGGAAGGGCUCAUAGACAUGGAGAAAUGGAAAUUCAUGAUGAAGACGGCGCAGGGCGGAGGUCACCGGACGCUGCUCUACGGUCACGCGGUCUUACUGAGACACUCCUACAGCGGGAUGUAUCUGUGCUGUCUGUCUACGGCUCGCUCGUCCACCGACAAACUGGCUUUUGAUGUGGGGCUUCAGGAAGACACAACAGGUGAGGCAUGUUGGUGGACAAUCCACCCCGCGUCCAAACAGAGGUCAGAGGGCGAGAAGGUGCGGGUGGGUGACGAUCUCAUCCUGGUCAGCGUGUCGUCUGAACGUUACCUGCACUUGUCGUAUGGUAACGGCAGUUUGCACGUGGACGCGGCUUUCCAGCAAACGCUCUGGAGCGUCGCGCCGAUCUGCUCCGGCAGUGAAGUGGCUCAGGGCUUCCUAAUUGGUGGAGAUGUUCUGCGGCUGCUGCACGGUCACAUGGACGAGUGUUUGACCGUCCCGUCAGGAGAACAUGGAGAGGAACAACGCAGGACGGUGCAUUACGAGGGUGGAGCCGUGUCCAUCCACGCCAGAUCCCUGUGGAGGCUGGAGACGCUCCGAGUCGCGUGGAGCGGCAGUCACAUCCGCUGGGGUCAGCCGUUUCGCUUGCGCCACGUGACCACCGGGAAAUAUCUCAGCAUGAUGGACGAUCAAGGGCUCCUGCUAAUGGACAAGGAGAAAGCGGACGUCAAAUCUACGGCUUUCUGCUUCCGUUCCUCAAAAGAGAAGCUGGACUUUGGCCUGAGGAAGGAGGUGGAUGGGAUGGGCGUCCCGGACAUCAAAUACGGAGACUCGGUCUGCUACAUCCAGCACGUGGACGCCGGGCUCUGGCUCACAUACCAGUCUGUGGACGCCAAGUGUGCUCGCAUGGGUGGCGUCCAGAGGAAGGCCAUCAUGCAUCAUGAGGGUCACAUGGAUGACGGAUUGACGCUCUCGCGAUCACAAAACGAGGAGUCGCGCACCGCCAGAGUCAUCCGCAGCACGGUCUUCCUGUUCAACCGCUUCAUCAGGGGUCUAGACACUCUGAGUAAGAAGGGGAAGACAUCCACCCUCGAUCUGCCCAUCGAAUCGGUCAGUCUGAGUCUUCAGGAUCUGAUCGGAUACUUCCAGCCUCCCGAUGAGCACCUGGAGCACGAGGACAAACAAAACCGACUCCGAGCGCUCAAGAGCAGACAGAUCCUGUUCCAGGAGGAGGGAAUGAUCAACCUGGUGCUGGAGUGUAUCGAUCGUUUGCAUGUCUACAGCAGUGCGGCUCAUUUUGCAGACGUGGCCGGUAAAGAAGCUGGACAAUCCUGGAAGUCCAUCCUGAACUCCCUCUACGAGCUCCUCGCUGCUCUGAUCAGAGGAAACAGGAAGAAUUGUGCCCAGUUCUCCAGCUCUCUGGAUUGGCUGAUCAGUCGUCUGGAGAGGUUGGAAGCGUCGUCUGGGAUUCUGGAGGUUCUGCACUGUGUUCUGGUGGAGAGUCCAGAAGCUCUGAACAUCAUUAAAGAAGGACACAUCAAAUCCAUCAUCUCACUGCUGGACAAACAUGGACGCAACCACAAGGUUCUGGACGUCCUGUGUUCUCUGUGCGUGUGUCACGGUGUGGCGGUUCGCUCCAAUCAGCACCUGAUCUGUGAUAAUCUGCUGCCCGGCAGAGACCUGCUGCUGCAGACGCGUCUCGUCAAUCACGUCAGCAGCAUGAGGCCCAAUAUCUUCCUGGGUGUGAGCGAAGGCUCCGCCCAGUACAGGAAGUGGUAUUAUGAGCUCAUCGUGGACCACGUGGAGCCAUUCGUGACGGCUGAAGCCACUCACCUGCGGGUGGGUUGGGCGUCCACACAGGGCUACUGGCCGUAUCCGGGCGGAGGAGAGGGCUGGGGCGGGAAUGGUGUCGGGGACGACCUCUACUCAUACGGCUUUGAUGGCCUCCACCUGUGGGCAGGUUGCGUGGCGCGAUCGGUCAGCUCACCCAAUCAGCACUUGCUGCGGGCCGAGGACGUGGUCAGCUGCUGUCUGGAUCUCAGCGCUCCCAGCAUCUCCUUCCGCAUCAACGGCCAGCCGGUCCAGGGAAUGUUUGAGAACUUCAACUCAGAUGGACUCUUCUUCCCUGUAGUGUCCUUCUCUGCUGGAGUCAAAGUGCGCUUCCUUUUGGGCGGUCGUCAUGGCGAGUUCAAGUUCCUGCCCCCAUCCGGUUACGCUCCGUGUUUCGAGGCGGUUUUACCACGAGAGAAGCUGAGAGUGGAGCACAGUCAGGAGUAUAAACAUGAUCAUAGGAAUACACGUGACCUCCUCGGACCCACGGUCACGCUGUCACAAGCGGCCUUCACACCAACACCUGUGGACACCAGUCAGAUCGUGUUGCCGCCACAUCUUGAGCGGAUCCGAGAGAAACUGGCAGAAAACAUCCAUGAGUUGUGGGUGAUGAACAAGAUCGAUCUUGGAUGGACUUACGGAACGGUGAGAGAUGAUAAUAAACGGCAGCAUCCGUGUCUGGUCGAGUUCUCCAGACUUCCUGAACAAGAGCGUAGCUACAACCUUCAGAUGUCUCAGGAGACGCUCAAGACUCUCUUGGCGCUGGGCUGUCAUGUUGGCGUGGCGGACGAACGAGCGGCAGAGAAAGUAAAAAAUCUCAAGCUUUCAGCCAAAUACGAGCUCUCCAGCGGGUAUAAACCGGCGCCGAUGGACCUGAGCCACAUCAAACUGGCAUCUACCCAGGAGGCCAUGGUGGACAAACUGGCAGAGAAUGCUCACAACGUCUGGGCCAGAGACCGCAUACGGCAGGGCUGGACCUACGGCGUACAGCAGGACAUUAAGAACAGGAGAAACCCUCGCCUCGUUCCGUACGUUCUUCUGGACGAGAGGACCAAGAAAUCAAACAAGGACAGUCUGCGGGAAGCUGUGCGGACACUGCUGGGAUACGGAUACAACCUGGAGGCUCCGGAUCAAGACCACGCGGCUCGAGCGGACACAGGUAAUCUGUCUGCCGAACGCUUCCGGAUCUUCCGAGCGGAGAAGACAUACAGCGUGAGCGGAGGGAAGUGGUACUUCGAGCUGGAGGUGGUGACGGCGGGCGAGAUGCGGGUGGGCUGGGCGAGACCCGGCUGUCUGCCGGACCAGGAGCUGGGCUCAGACGAGCAGGCCUUCGUCUUCGAUGGAUUCAAGGCUCAGCGCUGGCAUCAGGGCAACGAGCACUUUGGUCGCUCCUGGCAGUCCGGAGACGUGGUGGGAUGUAUGGUGGACAUGAACGAACGCACCAUGAUGUUCACGCUCAACGGCGAGGUGCUGCUCGACGACUCCGGGUCCGAACUCGCCUUCAAAGACUUUGAAGUUUGGGACGGUUUCAUCCCAGUCUGUAGUCUGGGCAUCUGUCAGGUGGGCCGUAUGAACUUCGGGAAGGAUGUGAGCACCCUGAAGUACUUCACCAUCUGCGGCCUGCAGGAGGGCUACGAACCCUUCGCCGUCAACAUGAACCGAGAUCUGACCAUGUGGAUCAGCAAACGGCUGCCUCAGUUCAUCCCCGCCCCGCUCAACCACGAGCACAUAGAGGUCACAAGGAUCGAUGGGACAGUGGAGAGCCCGCCGUGCCUAAAGGUCACACAGAGGUCGUUCGGCUCACAGAACAGUAACACGGACAUCAUGUUCUAUCGUCUCAGCAUGCCCAUAGAGUGCUCGGAGGCGUUCUUGCGAUCGCCCGGUGGGACGCUAGCAGCCAACGGCAGCUUCUUCUCUCCCAAGAGAGAUCUGGAGGAUUUUGAGACGGUGUCGGACUUUGAGGUCCUGAUGAAAACGCCACACAGUCACGUGAGCUCAAACGGGCCCGACAGAGAUCGAGACGAGUUCAACAACCACAAAGAUCAUAAUCAGGAGAAACCUUCGAAAAUCAAACAGAGGUUUAUGCUGAAAAGAACGAAGCCCGACAUGAACAGCAAUAACUCUAGCGCUCGCCUGUCAGAGGAGGUUUUGGCUGAUGAGAGAGAUGAUUGUGAGAAUCUCAUACAAACAUCAACGUAUUACUACUCGGUGAGGAUCUUCCCUGGGCAGGAACCAGCCAGUGUUUGGGUCGGAUGGGUGACCUCAGACUUUCAUCAGUACGAUCCAGCCUUUGAGCUCAGCAAGGUCCGUACGGUCACCGUUACCCUGGGAGAUGAGAAGGGCAAAGUUCACGAGAGCAUUAAGCGCAGUAACUGCUACAUGGUGUGGGGCGGCGAGUGCAGCAGUCCCAGUCAGGGCCGCAAUAAUAACGGCCUGGAGAUCGGAUGUUUGGUAGAUACUGCCAACGGCCUCCUCAGCUUCACCUCCAACGGCAAAGAGCUCAGCACCUACUACCAGGUGGAGCCCAGUACUAAACUCUUCCCUGCAGUGUUUGCGCAGGCAACAAGUCCAAACGUCUUCCAGUUUGAACUGGGACGCAUCAAGAGCAUCAUGCCGCUCUCUGCAGGGCUGUUUAAAAGUGAACGGAAGAACGCGAUUCCUCAGUGUCCGCCACGGUUACACGUGCAGUUCCUCACACCUGUGUUGUGGAGCCGUGUGCCUAAUCAGUUCCUGAGGUCAGAGGUCACCAGGGUCAACGAGAGACUGGGCUGGAUGGUGCAGAGUUCAGAACCGCUGCAGUUCAUGACCCUCCAUAUACCUGAGGAGAACAGGUCUCUGGACAUUCUGGAGCUGACAGAGCAGCGCGACCUGCUGAAGUUCCACUUCCACACGCUGCGCUUGUAUUCAGCCAUCUGCGCGCUGGGAAACAACCGUGUGGCUCACGCGCUCUGCAGUCACGUGGACGAGGCGCAGCUCCUCUACGCCAUCCAGAACAAAUACAUGCCGGGCCUCUUGCGCACCGGAUACUACGACCUGCUCAUCGACAUCCACCUGAGCAGCUACGCCACCGCGCGCCUCAUGAUGAACUCUGAGUACAUUGUUCCCAUGACGGCCGAGACCAAGAGCAUCACACUCUUUCCCAACGAGAAGAAGAAGCACGGGCUGCCGGGCAUCGGCCUGAGCACGUCGCUGCAGCCGCGCAUGCGUUUCUCCUCACCCAGCUUCGUGGGUCACCACGGCGCCGUCGCGGGGGGCGACUGCUUCCAGUACAGCCCCGAGUUCCCGCUGGAGACGCUGAAGAGCCGUACGAUGGAGAUGUUGACGGAGGCAGUGCGGGAGGGCAGCUUACACGUGCGCGAUCCCGUCGGCGGGAGCACUGAGUUCCUGUUCGUUCCGCUCAUUAAACUCUUCUACACGCUUCUGAUCAUGGGCAUCUUCCACAACGGAGACCUGAAGACCAUCCUGCAGCUGAUCGAGCCCAGCGUGUUCUCGCAGGACGGCGGCGGCGGGACGAAUGAGGCGGAGGACAGCUGUGGGCGGGGCCGGCUAGAAGGGGGCGGGGCUGAAGAACAUGGUCUGAGAGGAAAGAUGCCCAAAGAAGGACUUUUACAGAUGAAGCUUCCUGAACCCGUCAAACUCCAGAUGUGUCACCUGCUGCAGUACCUGUGCGACUGUCAGGUGCGUCACCGCAUCGAGGCUGUGGUCGCCUUCUCCGACGACUUUGUGGCGAAUCUUCAGGAUAACCAGCGUUUCCGCUAUAAUGAAGUGAUGCAGGCGCUGAACAUGUCUGCUGCUCUGACGGCACGCAAAACCAAAGAGUUCCGCUCGCCUCCACAGGAACAGAUCAACAUGCUGCUGAAUUUUAAGGAUGAGAAGCAGGAUUGUCCGUGUCCUGAGGACAUCCGUGAACAGCUGCUAGACUUCCAUGAAGAUCUCAUGACACACUGCGGCAUUGAGAUGGAUGAUGAUAAAUCAGGAGACGGAGAUGAUUUCACCAUCAGGGGUCGUCUGAUGUGUCUGGUGGAAAAGGUGACCUACCUGAAGAAGAAAAUGACUGAAAUACCAAAGAAAAAGAAAUCAAAGAAACCCAGCACGCUUCAGCAGCUGAUCUCUGAGACCAUGGUCCGCUGGGCGCAGGAGUCGGUCAUCGAGGAUCCGGAGCUGGUGCGGGCCAUGUUCGUGUUACUCCACCGUCAGUACGACGGCAUAGGUGGGCAGGUGCGAGCGCUGCCCAAGACCUACACCAUCAACGCUGUCUCCGUGGAGGACACCAUCAACCUGCUGGCAUCUCUGGGACAGAUCCGCUCUCUGCUCAGCGUCAGGAUGGGCCGCGAGGAGGAGAAACUCAUGAUUCAUGGGCUCAGUGACAUCAUGAAUAACAAGGUGUUUUACCAGCAUCCGAACCUGAUGAGAGCGCUCGGGAUGCAUGAGACCGUCAUGGAGGUGAUGGUGAACGUCCUGGGUGGAGGAGAGUCCAAGGAAAUCACGUUUCCAAAGAUGGUGGCCAACUGCUGCCGGUUCCUGUGCUACUUCUGUCGAAUCAGCCGUCAGAAUCAGAAGGCCAUGUUCGAUCAUCUCAGCUACCUGCUGGAGAACAGCAGCGUGGGACUCGCGUCUCCGUCCAUGCGAGGUUCCACUCCUCUGGAUGUGGCCGCUGCAUCUGUAAUGGAUAAUAAUGAACUGGCUCUGGCGCUGAGAGAACCGGACCUCGAGAAGGUGGUCCAGUAUCUGGCGGGCUGUGGUCUUCAGAGCUGCGUGAUGCUGAUGUCUAAAGGAUAUCCUGACAUCGGCUGGAACCCGGUGGAGGGCGAACGAUACCUGGACUUCCUUCGAUUUGCAGUCUUCUGUAAUGGUGAGAGCGUGGAGGAGAAUGCUAACGUGGUCGUGCGGCUCCUGAUUCGGCGGCCGGAGUGUUUUGGCCCCGCCCUGCGUGGAGAGGGCGGGAACGGGCUUCUGGCGGCGAUGGAGGAAGCCAUAAAGAUCUCAGAAGAUCCCAGCCGAGACGGACCGUCGCCCACCACAGAGGAGAGCAGGACACUUAGUGAUGUAUUGGAGGAAGAGGAAGAUGACACCAUUCACAUGGGAAACGCCAUCAUGACCUUCUACGCAGCUCUGAUCGACCUAUUGGGCCGCUGCGCUCCCGAGAUGCAUCUGAUCCACGCCGGGAAGGGAGAGGCCAUCCGUAUCCGAGCCAUCCUGCGCUCUCUCAUUCCCAUUGAGGAUCUGGUGGGAGUGAUCAGCAUCCCGUUCCUGAUGCCCACGCUGGCUAAAGACGGUUCCGUGAUCGAGCCGGAUAUGUCAGCAGGGUUCUGUCCUGAUCACAAAGCAGCCAUGGUUCUGUUCCUGGACCGGGUUUACGGCAUCGAGGACCAGAACUUCCUCCUGCACCUGCUGGAAGUGGGUUUCCUGCCUGACCUCAGAGCCGCCGCCUCAUUGGACACGGCGGCUCUGAGCGCCACAGACAUGGCGCUGGCUCUGAACCGGUACCUGUGCACGGCGGUCCUGCCUCUGCUCACCAAAUGCGCUCCUCUGUUUGCGGGGACGGAGCCGUUCGCGUCUCUCAUCGACUCUCUGCUGCACACUGUCUACAGACUGUCUAAAGGCUGCUGUCUCACCAAAGCUCAGAGAGACGCCAUCGAGGAGUGUCUGCUGGCCGUGUGCGGGAAACUGCGUCCGUCGAUGAUGCAGCAUCUGCUGCGGCGUCUGGUGUUCGACGUUCCUGUGCUCAACGAACACACGAAGAUGCCUCUGAAGCUCCUGACCAAUCACUACGAGCGCUGCUGGAAGUACUACUGUCUGUCCGGAGGGUGGGGAAGCUUUGGCGCCUCGUCCGACGAGGAACUGCAUCUGUCCAGAAAACUCUUCUGGGGAAUCUUUGACGCUCUGGCGAGAAAGAAGUAUGACGUGGAGUUGUUCAAGCUGGCGCUGCCGUGUCUGAGCGCAGUGGCCGGAGCUUUACCUCCUGAUUACAUGGAGUCAAACUACGUGGCCAUGAUGGAGAAACAGUCGUCUAUGGACGCCGAGGGAAACUUCAACCCACAGCCCGCCGACACCAGCAGCGUCGUUGUUCCUGAGAAGCUCGAUCAUUUCAUCAAUAAAUAUGCAGAAUAUUCCCAUGAGAAAUGGUCCAUGGAGAAGUUUGCCGUCGGCUGGAUUCAUGGAGAGCAGAUGUGUGAAUCGUCUAAAGUUCAUCCGCUGCUGAAGCCCUACAAGUGUCUGUCUGAGAAGGAUAAGGAGGUUUACCGCUGGCCAAUCAGAGAGAGUUUGAAGACGAUGCUGUCUUGGGGCUGGAGCAUUGAGCGGACGAGAGAGAGCGACGCGUCCACCUUACACAGCCGCACCCGCCGGAUCUCUCUGUCCAGUCAGCGCUCCAUAGAGGGCGCUCAUGGUUUCAGCCCGCGGCCUGUCGACAUGAGCAACGUGACGCUGUCCAGAGACCUGCAUUCGAUGGCGGAGCUGCUGGCCGAGAACUAUCACAACAUUUGGGCUCAGAAGAAAAAACUGGAGCUGGAAGCCAAAGGAGGAGGAAGUCAUCCAUUACUGGUUCCUUACGACACUUUAACUGCCAAAGAGAAAUCCAAAGACCGGGAGAAAGCACAAGACAUCCUGAAGUUCUUUCAGAUCAAUGGAUACAGCGUCUCAAGGGCGAUGAAAGAACAGGAUCUGGACACUCCGUCCAUAGAGAAACGCUUCGCGUACACGUUUCUGCAGCAGCUGAUCACGUAUGUGGACGAAGCUCACGGACACAUGCUGGAGUUUGAUGCUGGAAUUCGACCGAAAGGGGAGAAAAUCCCUCAUGAGCAGCAGGUCAAAUUCUUCGGGAAGGUUGUGUUGCCGCUGGUGGAUCAGUACUUCAAAAACCACCGGCUCUACUUCCUGUCCACCGCUGUUCGACCAAUCAGCAGCGGGGGCCACGCCUCCAAUAAAGAGAAGGAGAUGGUGACCAGCCUGUUCUGCAAACUGGGCGUUCUUGUGCGGCACCGGAUCUCAUUGUUUGGGAAUGAUGCCACCUCCAUUGUGAACUGCCUGCACAUCCUGGGACAGACGCUGGACGCCCGGACUGUGAUGAAAACCGGUCAGGACUCUGUCAAAGCGGCUCUGAGGGCGUUUUUUGAUAACGCAUCAGAAGAUUUGGAGAAAACCAUGGAAAAUCUGCGGCAGGGUCAGUUCACACACACGCGGAUGCAACCCAAGGGCGUCACACAGAUCAUCAACUACACGACAGUCGCGCUGCUGCCGGUGCUGUCCUCGCUGUUCGAACACAUAGGGCAGAACCUGUUCGGAGAGGAUCUCAUCUUGGAUGAUGUCCAGGUUUCCUGCUAUCGGAUAUUAAACAGUUUGUACUCACUUGGAACCAGUAAAAGUAUUUAUGUUGAGAGGCAGCGUCCGGCUCUCGGUGAGUGUCUGGCCGCGUUCUCGGGCGCAUUUCCCGUGGCCUUCCUCGAGCCCAAUCUGAACAAACACAACACAUACUCCAUAUACAACUGCAAAGGCUCCAGAGAGAGAGCAGCGUUAGGUCUGCCGGCUCAGGUGGAGGAGGUGUGCGCGCUGGUGCCGUCUCUGGAGCGGGCGCUGCAGGAAAUCAUGGAGCUGGCCGAGUCGGGCAUGCGCUACACGCAGAUGCCGCACGUGAUGGAGGUGCUGCUGCCCAUGCUGUGCAGCUACAUGUCGCACUGGUGGGAACACGGACCCGAGAGCGACCCGGAGCGCGCCGAGAGCUGCUGCACCUCGCUGACCUCAGAGCACAUGAACACGCUGCUGGGAAACAUCCUGAAGAUCAUCUACAACAACCUGGGUAUUGACGAGGGAGCCUGGAUGAAGAGACUGGCAGUGUUUUCUCAGCCCAUCAUCGGUAAAGCCAAGUCUCAGCUGCUGAAGACUCACUUCCUGCCGCUGAUGGAGAAGCUGAAGAAGAAGGCGGCGACGGUCCUGCAGGACGAGGAGCACAUGAAGGCGGAGGGCCGGGGCGAGAUGUCGGAGUCGGAGCUCCUCAUCCUGGACGAGUUCACCAUCCUCGUGCGAGACCUGUACGCCUUCUACCCGCUGCUCAUACGCUUCGUCGACUACAACCGAGCGAAAUGGCUCAAGGAACCAAACACUGAGGCGGAGGAGUUAUUCCGUAUGGUGGCCGAAGUCUUCAUAUUCUGGGCUAAAUCACAUAACUUUAAACGAGAAGAACAAAACUUUGUGGUUCAAAAUGAAAUCAACAACAUGUCCUUCCUCAUAACUGAUACCAAAUCUAAAAUGUCCAAGGGUGGCGUAUCAGACCAGGAGAGGAAGAAGAUGAAGAAGCGAGGGGAUCGUUAUUCCCUCCAGACGUCUCUGAUCGUCGCCGCUCUCAAGCGCUUGCUUCCGGUCGGACUGAACAUCUGUGCGCCGGGAGACCAGGAGCUGAUCGGACUCGCCAAGAGCCGCUUCACGCAGAAAGACACUGAGGACGAGGUCCGAGAGAUCAUACGAAACAACCUCCACCUGCAGGGGAAGCUGGAGGAUCCUGCGAUCCGCUGGCAGAUGGCGCUGUAUAAAGACAUGCCCAACCGCAGCGAGGACUCGUCGGACCCCGAGAAGACCGUCGAUCGAGUGCUGAACAUCGCACAUGUGCUCUUCCACCUCGACCAGGUUGAACAUCCUCAGCGCAGUAAGAAGGCCGUGUGGCACAAGCUGCUGUCCAAACAGAGGAAGAGAGCCGUCGUGGCCUGUUUCAGGAUGGCGCCGCUUUACAACCUGCCCAGGCACAGAGCCGUGAACCUGUUCCUCCAGGGUUACGAGAAGUCCUGGAUCGAGACGGAAGAACACUAUUUCGAGGACAAGCUGAUCGAGGAUUUGGCCAAAGCAGGCGGAGAGGAGCUGUCAGAGGAGGACGAGAUGACCAAACACAUCGAUCCCUUACACCAGCUCAUACAACUCUUCAGCAGAACCGCGCUGACAGAGAAAUGUAAACUAGAGGAGGAUCAUCUCUACAUGGCUUACGCUGAUAUCAUGGCCAAGAGCUGUCAUGAUGAAGAGGAAGACGAUGAGGAAGAGGUGAAGAGUUUUGAGGAGAAAGAGAUGGAGAAGCAGAAGCUGCUGUAUCAGCAGGCCAGACUUCACGACCGUGGCGCCGCAGAGAUGGUGCUACAGACCAUCAGCGCCAGCAAAGGAGAGAUGGGGCCGAUGGUGGCCUCCACGCUCAAGCUGGGAAUCGCCAUACUCAAUGGAGGAAACUCCACAGUUCAGCAGAAAAUGCUGGACUACCUGAAAGACAAACGAGACGUUGGAUUUUUCCAGAGUCUGGCGGGACUCAUGCAGUCGUGCAGUGUUCUGGAUCUGAACGCGUUUGAGAGGCAGAAUAAAGCUGAAGGUCUCGGGAUGGUGACGGAGGAAGGAUCAGUCAUCACUCAUGAGCGUGGUGAGAAGGUCAUGCAAGAUGACGAGUUCACCUGCGACCUCUUCCGCUUCCUCCAGCUGCUCUGUGAGGGACACAAUUCAGAUUUUCAGAACUACCUGCGAACGCAGACGGGUAACAACACGACGGUCAACAUCAUCAUCUCGACGGUGGAUUAUCUGCUCCGAGUCCAGGAGUCCAUCAGUGAUUUCUACUGGUACUAUUCUGGGAAAGACGUCAUCGAUGAACAAGGCCAGCGGAAUUUCUCCAAAGCAAUCAAUGUAGCCAAACAAGUCUUCAACACUCUCACAGAGUACAUUCAGGGCCCUUGCACAGGGAAUCAGCAGAGUCUGGCUCACAGUCGCCUGUGGGAUGCAGUUGUUGGUUUCCUGCACGUUUUUGCACAUAUGCAGAUGAAGCUGUCUCAGGAUUCAAGCCAAAUCGAGCUGUUGAAGGAGCUCAUGGAUCUUCAGAAGGAUAUGGUUGUGAUGCUCUUGUCCAUGUUGGAGGGAAAUGUUGUGAAUGGCACCAUUGGAAAGCAGAUGGUGGACAUGUUGGUGGAGUCCUCAAACAAUGUAGAGAUGAUUCUGAAGUUCUUUGACAUGUUCCUCAAACUGAAAGAUCUGACGUCGUCAGAUGCCUUCAAAGAGUACGAUCCUGAUGGCAAAGGCGUCAUCUCCAAGAGGGAUUUCCACAAGGCAAUGGAGAGCCAUAAACAUUACACCCAAUCUGAGACAGAAUUCCUGCUCUCCUGUGCGGAAACAGAUGAAAAUGAGCUCUUGGACUAUGAAGAGUUCGUCGAACGCUUCCACGAGCCGGCGAAGGACAUCGGCUUCAACGUUGCCGUUCUCCUGACCAACCUCUCAGAGCAUAUGCCCCAUGACUCUCGCCUCCAGACCUUCCUGGAGCUGGCCGAGAGCGUGCUGAACUACUUCCAGCCAUACCUGGGCCGCAUCGAGAUCAUGGGCAGCGCCAAGCGGAUCGAACGAGUGUACUUUGAGAUCAGCGAGUCCAGUCGCACCCAGUGGGAGAAGCCACAGGUCAAGGAGUCCAAACGGCAGUUCAUCUUCGAUGUGGUGAACGAAGGUGGUGAGAAGGAGAAAAUGGAGCUCUUUGUCAACUUCUGUGAAGACACCAUCUUUGAGAUGCAGUUGGCGGCACAGAUGUCCGACGCCGCCGAGCGCUCGGCUAGCAAAGAGGAAAGCGAGAGGGAGAAACCCGACGAGGAGAGUCCCGAGAUGGGCUUCUUCUCCGUCACCACUGUGCGAACGGCUCUCUUCGCUUUACGAUACAACGUGAUGCUCUUAAUGAAGGUGCUGUCCAUGAAAAGCCUCAAGAAGCAGGUUAAGAAAGCCAAGAAGAUGACUGUGAAGGACAUGGUGACUACGCUAGUGUCCUUCUAUUGGAGCGUCCUGCUGGGCCUGCUGCACUUCGCCUUCAGCGUCGCUCGAGGAUUCUUCCGGAUCACAUACAACAGCUUUCUUGGGGGGAGUCUGGUGGAGGGCGCCAAGACCAUGAAGGUGUCGGAGCUCCUGGCCAACAUGCCUGACCCGACUCAGGACGAAGUGAGGGGAGAGAUGGAAGAGGGUGAGAAGAAACACCUCGACAAAACCUCACCCGAGGAAGACCUGGCCGAUCUAACUGUGGCCACAGACGACACCGACGUCCUGUCUGAUAUAUUCGGUUUGGAUCUGAAGAGAGAGGGAGGGCAGUACAAACUGAUGCCUCACAAUCCAAAUGCCAGCCUCACGGAUUUGCUCAAUACGCCCGUCCCGCAGCCACCCACACCCUCACCUGAACUUCGCAGACGACACCAGACAAAGGGCUCGUCAUCCUCAACUGACAACAAUGAAGUUGCGGAGGAGACCAAAUCAGUGCCUGAGAAAGCAGAAAGGGAAAAUGGAGAGAAAGCACAGAAGAAGGACGAAGCGGUGAAGCGUAAGGUCAGACUGCACUACUCCAGAGCAGAUGAGCCUGAUCUGCAGGAGUCAGCCUUCUGGAAGAAGAUCAUCGCUUAUCAACGCAAGCUGCUGAACUAUUUUGCACGAAAUUUCUACAACAUGAGAAUGUUGGCUUUGUUUGUGGCCUUUGCAAUCAACUUCAUUCUGCUGUUUUACAAGGUGUCCACAUCCUCAGCUGUGACCGAGGGUAAGGAGGUGUUGUUCAGCGCGUCCUCAGACACCAGCGUGCGGUGGGACCCUCUGGCCGGCUCCGGCACUCGCCCGGUCACUGUGCACUUUGUGCUGGAGGAGAGCAGCGGAUACAUGGAGCCCACCCUGCGGAUCCUAGCCAUCCUGCACACAGUCAUCUCCUUCUUCUGUAUCAUCGGCUACUACUGCUUAAAGGUUCCUCUGGUGAUUUUUAAGCGAGAGAAGGAAGUGGCCAGAAAGCUGGAGUUUGACGGCCUGUACAUCACUGAACAGCCCUCAGAAGAUGAUAUUAAAGGCCAGUGGGACCGGCUGGUCAUCAAUACACAGUCCUUCCCAAACAAUUACUGGGAUAAAUUUGUGAAGCGGAAGGUGAUGGAUAAGUAUGGAGAGUUUUAUGGACAUGAUCGGAUCAGUGAGCUGCUCGGGAUGGAUAAAGCUGCGCUGGACUUCAGUGACGCCCACGAGAAAAAGAAACCAAAGAGAGACAGUUCACUGGCCGCAGUACUGAACUCAAUCGAUGUGAAGUAUCAGAUCUGGAAGUUGGGUGUCGUCUUCACAGAUAACUCGUUCCUGUAUCUGGCCUGGUACAUGAGCAUGUCCAUCCUCGGUCACUACAAUAACUUCUUCUUUGCCGCCCAUCUGCUGGACAUCGCCAUGGGCUUCAAGACGCUCAGGACCAUCCUGUCUUCUGUCACGCACAAUGGCAAACAGCUGGUCCUGACUGUCGGUCUGCUGGCGGUUGUGGUGUAUCUCUACACCGUAGUGGCUUUCAACUUCUUCCGAAAGUUCUACAAUAAGAGUGAAGAUGGAGAAUCACCAGACAUGAAGUGUGACGACAUGCUGACGUGCUACAUGUUCCACAUGUAUGUUGGCGUUCGUGCCGGCGGUGGCAUCGGCGAUCAGAUCGAAGAUCCGGCCGGUGACGAGUACGAGAUCUAUCGCAUCAUCUUUGACAUCACCUUCUUCUUCUUCGUCAUCGUCAUCCUCCUCGCCAUCAUUCAGGGUCUGAUCAUUGAUGCGUUCGGUGAGCUGAGAGACCAACAGGAGCAGGUGAAAGAGGACAUGGAGACGAAGUGCUUCAUCUGUGGAAUUGGAAACGAUUAUUUCGACACGGUUCCUCACGGCUUUGAGACGCACACGCUGCAGGAACACAAUCUGGCCAACUAUCUAUUUUUCUUCAUGUAUCUCAUCAACAAGGAUGAAACCGAGCACACCGGCCAGGAGUCGUACGUUUGGAAAAUGUACCAGGAACGUUGCUGGGAAUUCUUUCCCGCUGGCGACUGUUUCCGGAAACAAUACGAGGACCAGCUCAAUUAAAACACACGGAUGCUCUCUUCAGUGGCGGUUCGACACGCAGUGAAUAUAUGAAGUUUAUAGCUGCACCUUUUCUGCCAUCCGACGCUACUUCAUUUCAUGAACGAACUCAAAGACUAAUUGAAGAGGAGGGGAGCAGGACGUCACGGAGGAGACGGACUCAUCCGGAGGAAGAGCGAACGCUGCACGUUUCUUUAGACGGGAUCCGGUGCCUUAUGCAAGAUGGAGAUGAGACGGAGCGAGCGCUGGAACCCCUCAGGACUCACGUCUCCUCUGCUGCUCCGUUUGUUGCUUCGUUUUUCAGUUCUUUUGGUAAUGCACCCAUGCCACAGCAGAGUUACUCUUUAUAUAGAAAAAUAUCCUUGAGAAAAAUCUUUCAUUGCAUGUUUAUUAUGCAAGUUUAAGGAAACAUUUGAAACGUAAAGACGCAAGCUGAUCUAUAUCACAGUUUUAUAGGUUUAAGAACAUUUAAGGUGUCUGUCCUAUCACAAUAUUAUAUCACAGACUGUCCUCUGUCGUUCGCCAAGAAUACGUCCAAAUCGCAUUCACGCUAGAUUUAGUUUGACGCAGAAGCAAUACCCAUUCAGGGAGUCCACCCUACACCCUACACCCUACACCCUACACCCUACGGCGACAGAGGAGCGAACAUCACUGUUUCCCCCGCAGGAGCUCAACUCACGCUUCACCGCAGAACUGCAACACGAGCACGUCACGCACGGUCCUGCGGAGUCGUCGGAGCGUUAUUAUGACGGACAUUUUCCAUCCUUCAGGAAACCACUGCACUUUCUUUCAUAGCCAUGACAAAGACCAGAUGCUUUUCUUAUUUGUUAUAUAUGAAACAAUGUGAAUCAUUGCAAUAACAACAAAUGGGCUAAAAAAAAACAAAAAAGAACCAGCCGAGCGACUAUGUGAGAGAAAUUUUACUCAUGUAAAGAAUUUUGAUAAAAAAAAAAAAAAAACUCAUCUGAAAAUAAUCUGACUUUAGUGUACUGUGUAGAGUUGUGCGCAAUAUACCUGUGUGUGAUCUGUAAAGGGAACUAAAGACAUGCAUGAUUUUGAAAAAUAAAGCGAUUAUUUAUUGAU